Molecule: messenger RNA, 2121 nt
Organism: Oryza sativa Japonica Group (Japanese rice)
Lineage: Eukaryota; Viridiplantae; Streptophyta; Magnoliopsida; Poales; Poaceae
Product: type I inositol polyphosphate 5-phosphatase 10
Biological process (GO): phosphatidylinositol dephosphorylation
Molecular function (GO): inositol-polyphosphate 5-phosphatase activity; phosphatidylinositol-4,5-bisphosphate 5-phosphatase activity; phosphatidylinositol-3,4,5-trisphosphate 5-phosphatase activity
Source: RefSeq, a predicted model, not a curated record
ACAUUUUCAUGUCCUUCUGCAUGCAUCCUCCACAUCAGGCUAACCACCCUCGACGUUUCUCUCCCUCGAUUCACGGCAACCUCUCGGAGCGUGGUCGCAGCAACGGCCGCGGCGUUGGUGGCAAUGGAACGCCCAAUCUCCAUGCUUCUUCUUGCUGUCGAACACCAGAUCGCAGGAGACAAGAAUCAGUGAGCAUGCAUCAUGUCGUCCAACAUGUUCGGCAAGAAAGGGUGGGACUCGAAUGGGAUGGAUACAUCUGGUUCUGUCUGCAGAAGUUCUUCAGAUAUCAAUUACAUUAAUCAACGGGCAAGAUUGAAGAGUGCGAGCCUAAACUGUGUGGGUUCGCCGCCAAGGAAGAACAACAAUGCUACACAGUACCGGAUGUUUGUUGCCACAUGGAAUGUGGGAGGAAGAACUCCUAAUAAACGACUUAACCUUCAAGACUUUCUGCAGGUUGAAGAAUCUCCUGACAUCUACGUCUUAGGGUUUCAGGAGAUUGUCCCCCUGACCGCCGGCAAUGUGCUCGUCCUCGAAGACAACGAGCCGGCGGCGAGGUGGCUGGCGCUGAUCCACCAGGCGCUGAACAUGCCCCAAGAACCGGCCGACGGCGACGAGCCAUCGCCUUUGACGCCGCCGCCGUCGUCGUCGACGACGACGUCGGAGUCGUCGAACGGCGCCCGGACCCGGCGGCGCGACGCCGUGUCGAGGUCAGCCAGCGGCAACCUCUUCUUCCACACGCCGUCGCUCAAGAUGCUCAGCAACAGCUACCGCGUCGACAGCGCGCUAGUCAAGACGUGCAACUGCUCGCCGGAGCACUCCUCCGUGCGCCGCCGUGCCGCGGAGGUGCGCGAGUCCGUGUACCUCGCCGACGCACCCGCGCCAGCCGGCGAGACGGCGGCGCCAGCUGCCGACGAAGACGACGCGCCGACGACGGAGGCGCAGUGCGAGGCAGGAUGCGGCGGCGGCGGCGGCAUGAGCUACUGCCUGAUCGCGAGCAAGCAGAUGGUGGGGCUCUUCCUGUCGGUGUGGGUGAGGAAGGAGCUCGUCGAGCACGUCGGCCAUCUCCGGGUGGACUGCGUCGGGCGCGGCAUCAUGGGGUGGCUCGGCAACAAGGGCUGCAUCGCCAUCAGCAUGACGCUGCACCACACCAGCCUCUGCUUCGUCUGCAGCCACCUCGCCUCCGGCGAGAAGGAAGGCGACGAGCUGCGGCGCAACGCCGACGUCGCCGAGAUCCUCAAGAGCGCGCACUUCCCGCGCGCCUGCCGCCCGGCGCCCGCCGCCGCCCGCCGCGUCCCCGAGAGGAUUCUUGACCACGACCGAAUGAUCUGGCUCGGCGAUCUGAACUACCGCAUGUCGUUAAGCUACGACGAGACAAGAACACUACUGGAGGACAACGACUGGGACGCUCUACUGGAGAAAGAUCAGCUGUUGAUCGAGAGAGAAGCGGGGAGAGUGUUCAGAGGCUGGAACGAAGGAAAGAUCUGCUUCGCGCCGACGUACAAGUACACGCACAACUCCGACGCGUACGCCGGCGAGACGGCCAAGUCCAAGAAGAAGCGGAGGACGCCCGCAUGUGUAGGUGCGACCGGAUACUGUGGCAGGGAGACGGCAUCGAGCAGCUUCAGUACCUGCGCGGAGAGUCGAGGUUCUCCGACCACCGGCCGGUCUGCGGCGUGUUCGCCGUCGAGGUGGACGGCGGCGAUGGCGACGGCGGCGGCGCCGCCGGCAAGAUCAUGAAGGGUUACUACUCCCUCAACGCCCGGAUCGGCGGUGACAGAUCGCAGUGUCACCAGGGUGACGUGUCGUGAACUGAUUAUAUAUUUCAUCCCCUUUUGCAAGUUUGCAAUGAUAGGGUCUUGUGUAUAAGAAGGUUUAUUACCAAGAACAGAGGAUAUUGUAGAUACUAGUAUCUGACAAGAAUCCCAUGACUGAAAUUAGUACGAGUACUGACUAAUUAAGAAUACAGUAAUUUUCGUAAUUUGUAGAACCUGUCUAGCUGUAUGGUUAUUUUUGUCCACUUAUAUGAACCCCUUGGGCAGAGAAAGUUGUCUCGUAUAUAUGUAUAGACAAAUUAUGUACUCGUUAUAUUGUUAUAUUUUUUUCACUACUCCUUAAUAUUUA